AAAGGGGUCAGUAUAUCUAGCCCUUGUUUUGUGUGGUGCUCCAUCAUAAAGCAGCAAGGACAAAGCUUGGUUCCCAUCCAGCUACAACUAAACCAUGUCGCCCAAGAAAGCAAAGAAGAAGGCAGCAGAGGGAGCCAGUUCCAAUGUGUUCACCAUCUUUGAACAGGCCCAGAUCCAGGAGUUCAAAGAGGCUUUCACCAUCAUGGAUCAAAACAGAGACGGCUUCAUUGACAAGAAUGACCUGAGAGACACUUUUGCUGCUUUAGGACGUUUAAACGUCAAACAGGAAGAGAUUGACGACAUGCUGAAGGAGGCUCCGGGACCCAUCAAUUUUACCGUCUUUCUCACCAUGUUUGGAGAGAAACUAAAAGGUGCUGACCCAGAGGAGACCAUCCUGAAUGCUUUUAAAGUCUUCGACCCUGAGGGAACAGGGACAUUAAAGAAGGACUUUAUGACUGAGAUGCUGACGACUCAAGCCGACAGAUUCUCCGCUGAAGAGAUGGAACAGAUGUUUGUGGCAUUUCCCCCAGAUGUAGCAGGAAAUCUAGACUACAAGAACCUGGUCCACAUCAUAACACACGGUGAAGACAAAGACCAAGAAUAGAUUCGUUCACCCUGAGAUUGUGGAUCAUGUUUGCGUCCAGAUUUGUGCACAAUCACACAAACUAGAGCAGAAAUAAAAAAAAGUUGAA
Molecule: messenger RNA, 692 nt
Organism: Melanotaenia boesemani (Boeseman's rainbowfish)
Lineage: Eukaryota; Metazoa; Chordata; Actinopteri; Atheriniformes; Melanotaeniidae
Gene: myl2b
Product: myosin, light chain 2b, regulatory, cardiac, slow
Exons: 7
Coding region: 95-604 (169 amino acids)
Biological process (GO): cardiac muscle contraction; muscle cell fate specification; heart development
Cellular component (GO): cytoplasm; myofibril
Molecular function (GO): calcium ion binding
Source: RefSeq, a predicted model, not a curated record